AUGGAAAUUACUGCAGGACCACAUGGGGACACAAUCUCCAAGGUUUGCUGUGGAAGUCGGUAUAUUCUUACGACUUCCUGGGAUUCGACUGCGGCGCUUUGCAACUAUGACGGCCGCAGCGCUCUAAGAGCCACUUUUGAUGGGCCGGUACUGUCAGGGUGCUUCUCGAGCGACGAGUCUCGCCUUUUCGUUGGAAGCACUGAGAAACGGGUCGCGAUGGUCGAUAUCGAGAGCAGCAAAAUCAGUGGCGUGGGGUCCGUGUUUUCUGCGCCCGUGUCUCAGGUCUGCCCAAAUGCUCCCGGUGGACCAUGGAGUUUAAUCGCGGCUAGUCAAGAUGGGCAUCUACAAACCAUUGAUGCUCGGCAGCCCGGGGGAAUUUCCUACAAAAUUGACCCAAAGGUCGUAUGUGCGGACACAGCGAGUAACACCUUAGUAUUAGGUCUCGAGGAUCGUGGGGUUCAGGUACUAGACUUGCGACAGAUUUCCAAACCGCUGUUCACUCGCAAGCUUAAUCUGGAGCACCCCUUAGCCCAAGUUCGAUGCUCUGUGGACGGCAAGAUAUUCGCAGCCUCCUCUUUGGCGUCGAGAAUUGUUGUUGAGAAAGCUGAGCCCCAGCCUAGCGCUGAGAACUUUUUGUUCAGAGCGCAUCGAGUUGCGACAGACAACGGCUACGACGCGCACGCUGUAUUUGGGUUGGCAUUCCAUCCUCUAGAUAAUAAUAUUCUUGUGACAGGAGGCACUGAUUGCAGUGUUGCAGUGUGGGACCUGAAAAAACGUGAAUGCAUAAACUCCUACUGCAACUUGCUCUACAACGUGUCUGGCCUCGACGUGUCCCCGGCUGGUGAUUCAAUGGCAAUUGCCCUGAGUUCAAUGCCGUAUUUAAGAACCCCAGCCCAAUCCAAGAACUCGAACCCGUCGACCCUGUUGAUCAAAAAAAAUAUCAAGCUCGUGUAG
This is a messenger RNA of Wickerhamiella sorbophila, 954 nucleotides long. RefSeq names its product Mitotic checkpoint protein bub3. Gene Ontology annotation, biological process: mitotic spindle assembly checkpoint signaling. Gene Ontology annotation, molecular function: ubiquitin binding. The record is from RefSeq and is a predicted model, not a curated record. Lineage: Eukaryota; Fungi; Ascomycota; Dipodascomycetes; Dipodascales; Trichomonascaceae. Gene Ontology annotation, cellular component: kinetochore; mitotic checkpoint complex; bub1-bub3 complex. Bases 1 to 954 code for a protein of 317 amino acids. The transcript has a single exon.